UAAGACCAUAAUAAGGAAGAAGAGCCUUUUUCCAAUUGGUGUAUAGUACAACAACAAUCAGGCAAUUUCUGCGCAAAGAGCUUUGAGGAGCAAUUCCAAGAGAAGCAUAAGCAACUAACAUUAAAGUCAUCAUAUCAUAGCCACUGAAUGAAAAUACAAAGGUGGCCAACAUGUAGCAUGGUAAUAGACAGGUGGCCAACAUGGAGCGUGGACUGCCCAAAGCAAGGAUAAUAUUGACCAGAUGUGACCAAGUGAGAGGGAUUGUUGGGAAAAGGUUAGAGGCAUGCAUUGAAGAAAAGAAAAAAGAGAAGAUCAAAUCGAAAAACAAACGUAACGUAGUAAAUGGGAUCCCGAUCGCAAUCCCAACAGAAUCCUCUUCCAAGGUAAACUCUUCUCCGGAGUUGGAAUUUGUAAGAAAGUCAUCUUUAAAUAAUGUAAACAUUUGUAUACUUGAACUCAUAAAACAGGAAGAUAAUGAUGGAUCUACUGAUAUGGUAAAGGCUGAUGUCAACCAGGACAAUGUUCUUGAUAGUAAUCAACAGUCACCAACAAUAUAUGAAAACAGAAAAACAAACAAGGCUUUAACCAAACCAACAAAGAACAUGAGAGGUAGAAAGAACAAGGUCAACAUCAUUAGAUGUGAUGUUUGUUCAAAAGAAUCAGGAAGCAAAUCAAAACUUGUAAGACAUAUGAGAACUCAUACUGGUGAGAAAACAUUUAAAUGUGAUAUCUGCUUGAAAGUGUUCUCAGUUAAGUCAUCUCUUACUACACACAAACACAUACACACUGGUGAGAGACCAUAUAAAUGUGAUGUCUGCUCUAAGGCAUUUUCACGAAGGAGUCUUCUUGUGAAACACAAUCUCAUACACACAGAUGAAAGACCAUAUAAAUACGAUGUCUGCUCUGAAGCAUUUUCAGAAAAUUCAUCUCUAACUAAACACAAACUUAUACACACAAGUGAACGCCCAUAUAAAUGUGAAAUCUGCAUGAAAUCAUUUUUAAAAAAAUCCUCUCUAACUCAACACAAUCGCAUACACACAGGUGAAAGACCACAUAAAUGUGAUGUUUGUUCGAAAACAUUUUCACGAAGGAGUGAUCUUGUUACACACAAACGGAUACACACAGGUGAAAGACCAUAUAAAUGUGAUGUCUGCAUGAGAUCAUUUUCACAAAACUCAUCUCUAACUCAACACAAUCUCAUACACACUGGUGAAAGACCACAUAAAUGUGAAAUCUGCAUGAAAUCAUUUUUAGAAAACUCCUCUCUAACUCUACACAAUCGAAUACACACAGGUGAAAGACCACAUAAAUGUGAUGUUUGUUCUAAGGCAUUUUCACGAAGGAG
Owenia fusiformis is the source of this 1345-nucleotide messenger RNA. Lineage: Eukaryota; Metazoa; Annelida; Polychaeta; Sabellida; Oweniidae. The record is from the annotation of a GenBank genome assembly.